UACGAUAGUUUAAUUAUAGCUGCACGGCUUGUACAGACCUAGGCUCUCCCAAAAUAAUGAUUGGAUCAGCGUAGCAUGCCUCCUCGUCCUCUGCUCUCUCUUUCUCUCUCUCUCUCUCUCUCUCUCUCUCUCUCUCUCUUUCUAUCUCGUCGUUUCUCUUCCCUUGGGACACUUGUGUUGCAGUGCCUCUGGAAGUAUACCUGUGAACAGCUGUCGUUUCGCUAAGAGUUCACGACACGGGUAACUUCCGUCGAUGCUCGUUCAACUUCCACGCUCGAUCCUCUCGCGCUGGUGCUAAUAAAAGGAAAUUACGCCUAACUCGGUUUGCGUUAAUCGUCGCCCCGUAUUGCGACAUAAACACAUUUUCCACGAAUAUGUUUGAUACACAGUCUUGAAUGCACAGUUUUCAUUCGCACCGAAUGAAUCGAUCGAGAAACUGAUUCCUCUUCGCGCGAUCGUCUCGUCUUCUUCUAGAUGGCUACUGUUCAAUGUACAAACCACUAAUAGGCAUGGAGCAAUUCCAUGGUUUGAGCGAUGGAAAUAUAAAUAUAAGCGAUGUCAUUGAAGUCAUCCAAACUACCGAUCCUGGAUUUGUGGAGUCUAGUGGAAGGGAGGAUCAACAGCCAGUGGAGAUGAAUACCGACAGGCUAUUGCCAUACGUUGAAAUAAUCGAACAGCCAGCUAGCAAAGCUUUACGUUUUCGCUAUGAGUGUGAAGGCAGAUCUGCUGGUAGUAUACCUGGUGUAAAUAGUACACCGGAAAACAAAACAUUUCCUAGCAUAAGAAUAGUGGGGUACAAAGGCCGUGCUGUAGUUGUAGUGUCGUGCGUGACAAAAGAUCAACCGCACAGACCUCAUCCUCACAACCUUGUUGGGAAGGAAGCUUGUAAACGUGGUGUUUGUACAGUAGAAGUUUCAUCAGAAAAUAUGACAGUCACGUUUGCCAAUCUUGGUAUCCAAUGUGUGAAGAAAAAGGACAUUGAGGAGGCACUUAGAAUACGAGAAGAAAUUCGUGUAGAUCCUUUUCGAACUGGCUUCGAACAUAAGAGACAGCCCACUAGCAUUGAUUUAAAUGCAGUGAGAUUAUGUUUUCAAGUUUUUCUACAAGGAUCGCAGAAAGCAAAAUUCAAUGUACCGCUACCGCCAGUCGUGUCCGAUCCUAUAUUUGAUAAAAAGGCAAUGUCGGAUCUUGUGAUAUGCAAGCUCAGUCACUGCAGCGCCUCGGUCGCUGGUGGUAUGGAAAUGAUUUUAUUGUGCGAGAAAGUUGCGAAGGAAGAUAUACAAGUACGAUUUUUCGAGGAGAAGGACGGCCAAGUGAUUUGGGAGGGAUUUGGUGAUUUUCAGCCUACUCAUGUACAUAAACAAACAGCAAUCGCGUUCAGAACACCUACCUACCGUAUUCAACAAGUAGAGCAGCCGGUACAAGUCUUCAUUCAGCUUAGAAGACCAUCGGAUGGCGUAGCGAGCGAACCGCUACCGUUUGAGAUGUUACCACUUGGCGCAGGUAGGCCUGCUUUCUGGUCAUUGCGGAGAGCAUUUGCCAGGAAAAAAACAGAUUACAGCACGUUCGGUAAAAUUUUAGCCACCGAAUCGGCAUUGCUAUCGAACAUUGCACCAAAAUUUCCACGUAAUAUCGAUGAGUUUAACAACAACAAUAAUAAUAAUUUUGAUAUAAAACAGUCUAACAAUAAAAUUUCCGCAUUGCGCGCUUUAAAUGACUUAUACAACGUGAGAAAUACAUUAGACUCGUGCAACGGGAGUACCGAAAUCAAUCGAAAUACCGCGCAAAGUGCAGAUCACUUAAAGAACACUAUAAUAGAUUACGAGAAUAACGAAGUACCGAUCCAUACGGGAAAAUGCACGGAAGACGAACAAAUGAAUAGAAUAUACAAAGUCGACGGUAACCCUGUAGACAAAGAAACAGUCAGCAUUAAUUCAGGAACUUUAACUCACGCUAAAUCCGAUACUGUCGCUAUUAAUGCAAACGUAUUAAAAAACUCGCAACUUCCUAAAAAUAAGUCCGACUGGUUCGAUUACUCCGAAGUAGGUAAAUGGGUACAAAAAGGUCAGUUGUGUCUCAAAGAGAAAAACAACGAGGCAGACUUUAAAACCGAGACGGAGGAUUGCAAUAAGUCGUUCAAUGAAUUGUUGACCCAAGUAGCCGAACUGGAUCAGAUUUAUGCCGAUACACACGCAAAGUUAGUGCAGGCGACCUUUGAGCAGAGUCCGACCGAUCAGCCAAUGGAUAUCGACGUUUGCGAUAAUCAGACUUACACUAGUCUGCAAAUGGCUAUGAAAAAUCCUGUAGAGUUUAUAGACGUACCGAUCGAGAGAAAAUACGAAGAUGUGUCUAUACCGAAAAUAGAUCUGCAUCGUUCUUGUCCUUCGCCACCGGUAACUACCAAGAGAGAUGGAACGCAAGAAACGGAGGAGAGAUUGCCGCCAUUGCCUCCUAAACGUAUCCGAAAAAUGCCUUCCAUGCCUCUUCUACCUCGUCCCAUAUCCUCCCAGACAUCACCCGAGUCGUUUAUCGAAGCACCAAACAAAAAUUUACCUUCCUUACCCGGUACACUGCCCAAGAGCUCGAAGCAAGGACUAUUUUCGAAAUUAUUCGCUAAGAAAAUAAAGAAAGACAAAGACUCUAUCUCGAACGCGUCCAAAGACAGCAACACUUUGCUGAACACACCAGGAAAUAUUUCAUAUUUAACCAGGAACAAUAUGCCGGAUGCAUCGUUGUUGCAAAAUCCAAGGACUAGCGCUACAAGUACCACUAGCGUUAAGUCCCUUAGAUUAGAAGGUGACGAGACACCACCUUACGGAAUGGAGUUAACAGAGGCUGAACAUUAUGCACUGUACACUGCAAUGGCGCCACAUGCAACGGCAUCCGAAUUUGACGAAAUGUCUUUCUACUAUAGCCCCGUAGAAGGCGGAAAGAUAUUCUCAGAAAAGAAGGAAACAUAAUUUGCUUUUCGUAUUUAGAACGUUUGAUAGAGUACUUCCACUUUAAAGUGCCAUCUUUCAUUUUUUAAACCAAUAUCGUAAUGGCAUGUUGACAUAUUUUAAAGGUGGUAAAUAUUUUGUGAUCCAUCGAAUCUGUUACUUUGGUGUUUGCGAUUUUCUGCAACUCGAAUUCUCGCAGUUUUUGUACACACGCUACUCCGCGGUGUAUUUGUGUUAUGUAUUAAAAAUUGUUGAUAAGAAACUUUGAGAACACAUCAUACUUGCCAUAUAAAUGACAAGGUAUCGUCGCGCCACCUUGAUCAAAACUAACACUAUUCUAGUCGAGGUACAAAUUGUUAUUCUUUUUCCAUAGUCUUUCAUACGCAUCAUAAACGAUCGCUGAUGACACAAACUCAGCCGAAACUUGUUGUUUAUUAUCGAAGGAGUUAGUGUCCCUUCUAGUCAAAUUUUACAGUGUUUACACUUAUCUUCUUAUACAUAUAUUGCUUUUUACUAUUUAUAACAUGUUGUUAAGUUUGUAUGGUGUCUCAAGUUUAUACGCAUCACUACGUUUUCUAGUCCUAGAUUAGGCAUUUAAUUUAUAGUUGGAAGAGAGAUCGUUUUAUUUGUUUGUAACGAAUAGGUAUUUUAAGCCAAAGGUGUCAUUUGCGCGGGCACGAUAUUUAAACAGUGAGAACGAGAUUCUCAAGAUCUGUGAAGCCAUUUUGUCUUCAGAACAACUAACGUAACAUUUAUAAAUCGCAUGGUUUAAUGUGCAAUCAUUUAUAGAUGAUCCUGAUUCGUUAAGGCGAAAGCGACAAAAGUUUAAUAACAGUCCAAAUACGCUAGUAUUGAGGCAUGUACAGGCAGAAGCUGAAAAGCGUGAGUAUUUUUUCUGAAAUUGUCCUCAACUCUACAGCUUUGCCGGGGAUGGGGUUUCAAUGGCGUCAAUGGCCAUCGUUGCACUAUAUAAAUUGAUCAAAAACUCCAUUGUGCUACAUUAUGUCGAAUUGCUGACUCUACUUUUCUCUACCAUAACUAAUUUUCAUGUUGACGUUUUGCUACAUACUUUAUACAAAAAGAAGAGUGAAUAGCAAAGCUGUCUCGGCGAUGCCGGCAACGACUACCAUUUUGUGCAUUUUUUAAUAGGAGCCUGUUACGCUCCAUUUGUUGUAAUGAUUGUUCUAACGGAUAUAGAGAAUUUGUUGUAAGUUCCGGAGGUUUGGAAUAUAUCUUGUACAUUUGGAAAAUGUUUACGGUAUUUUUAUGAAACGCAAGUUUACAUUUGUCAAAAUAUCAAUGUUUCAGCGUUCUUAAAUUACAUCAUGUACUAACCACAGAAUUAAUCCAAUCUCCUUCACGCAUUGGGAAUUGCUCAGUUUUAAUGCUCUCUACAUAUAUUGCUGAAUAUCUCGUGCGUUGAAUCGCAUCGAACAGUGCCUAAUUGUCUGUACAAACGACACGGAACAAUCGUUUGGGGAUUCCCACUGUGCAAAGGAAGAUAUCUUUUUCACGGAUUAGAAUUUCUCAUUAUAUUAAGAAAUACUAUAUACAUAUAUAUUUUCACACACUGACGAGGAAUCUUAUUUUAUACUUUUUUAAGAACGUAUUUUGUAUAAACAUUUGAAAUUUGUACUUGAAUGUUUGGAGAGCAGUGGCCUUGUACAUUUUAAAAAGAAAACUGUAUUUUUGUAAUUAUUAUCGGUAAUUACGUAGAAUCGAUGAUAUUUUUAUAUCGAUUGACACGAUAAAUUCAGCGUACUAUAAAAAAUAUGGCUGUAUAGCGUAAGUUUUAAUAGUAUACAAGUACUCUGCUCUCGUUACGACAGUGUUGUAUUUAAAAACUCAGCAAUAUACUACUACAGGAACGGAAACAAUGUGCAAUAUUUGUAUGGGUAAUACAAAUUUUUAUAAGCUAAUUCUUUUAAAGAGGAAAAGCUAUAUCUAUAUAUUGUAUGACUUACAUAUGCAUAAUAUAUCUAUCUAUAUACAUGUACAAUUACUUGAUGAUUAAAAUAUCGUGUUUUUUUAUUCCGCUCCCAAUCAAUUUCAGAUUGAAAGAAUAAUGUAUAAUGAGACUCGCAGGUACGACAUGACAACAUUAGUUUAGUUUGCUGAUUUUUUCUAAUCAUGUUGACUGUAUUUUUUAUUACAAUACGAAGUACGAUUUUUUUUUUUCUUUUCGAGUGACCUUUGGAGUGAAAAUAUAUAAAAUUGCAUGCAUCAUCUUCAUAACUAAUUCUCUGUUGCUUUGACACGUUGCAUUUGUUGGCUAAUAUUUGUUUCUCUGUGUAAUCUUUGUACGUUGUUCCUUUCUAAUGUAGCGUGCAUGGAAACCUAACAUUGUUUUAUAGAAUAUCGUUGUCACAUUGUAAAGAAACAAUGUCCAAGACUGAACAAGAUGUCGAGCUUGUCGAUGAGACUAUU
Messenger RNA from Colletes gigas, 5366 nucleotides. RefSeq names its product embryonic polarity protein dorsal-like (gene Dl). Gene Ontology annotation, cellular component: cytoplasm; nucleus. NCBI's taxonomy places the organism in Eukaryota, Metazoa, Arthropoda, Insecta, Hymenoptera, Colletidae. Gene Ontology annotation, biological process: regulation of transcription by RNA polymerase II; cellular response to stress; innate immune response. Gene Ontology annotation, molecular function: DNA-binding transcription factor activity; DNA binding. The coding region runs from base 489 to 2960 and encodes 823 amino acids. The record is from RefSeq and is a predicted model, not a curated record. The transcript is spliced from 7 exons.